AUGGCAAUAGGAAUGAUUUUAGAAAUGAUGCUUGUUAGCUCUGCUUUUACGGAAUCAUUUCCUGUGGAAUCAGUGCGAAAAUCAAAUGAUUUGAAAUCUGGAAAAAAACGUCAGCAAAAAGAAACCGGAGUGGCAGGAGAAAAGAAAUCUGAAUUGGAUAUGGUACCAAAACCGUAUGAUGAUCUAUUUAUUGAACCGGCUGGUGAUUACGAUAUUGUUUACGCUGAAUAUAAUACAACUAUGGAGGACGGUUCAUCGCCUUCCAGACGACCCUACAUUAGACUGACAUCAUUUCUCAACAAUGUCACUAAAAAUGCGGGUGAUGAAGUAAGAUUUAAAUGUGAAGCUGCUGGCAAUCCAUUACCUCUCCAAUUUAGCUGGCUGAAAAACCAUGCACCGGUGGAAAAGAAUCGUAAGACGAAAAUAAAGAAUCGUGAAUACUGGUCUCGACUGGUAAUUACUGAUUUGGAAGUUCUGGACAGUGGAUACUAUCAGUGUGUUGUUAGCAAUUCCCUUGCAAGUGUCAACACCACUGCCAUCCUUAGGGUCAAUAACAUUCCGGAUGGGAAAUCUUCCAAUAUAAACAAGCUGAAGGGAAAGUCGACAUCGAGAAUUACUAAUUUUCAAAACGAAGAAUAUUUUGAAGAGGAUUUCGAAGAACCAGGUUCGUCGAUGUCUGGUGGUUUAGGACGAUUACCGAGUGAAGAGGAAUCGGAGGACAGUCUCUGGAAUGUUCCAAAUAAUGCGGCAGGACCAGGAUAUGCACCAAUGGCUCCAAGUGAUCGGUGGCUCGACGGGUUGAAUACAAAAGUUGGCGACUGUGUCCUGUAUCAAGGUGAAGCAUGUCGCGAGUACCUCACAGGUCGACACGUUAUGAUCGUGAGCGAUAAUAGGGAGGAUAUGUACGAUGUCGAUCGCAAUCUUCGGGCGGCGAUGAUGUUCAUUAACAGCAGCCCAGUUAUAUCGGCACAGUGUAAGCACUAUUCGUAUGCUGUCGCGUGCUAUCAUAUGUAUAAAAUAUGUGACCGAGGAUCCGAAACAGACCAUCGAACCACAUCCGUACCUCAUAUAUUGACGAUUUGUCGAAAGGAUUGUGACGCGCUGCAGGCAGAUCUAUGUCCUAAGGAAUUAGCGCUGGCAGCUGAGCAUGACCUGGUUGGCGAUGAUCCUAAAGCUCUUCUCCCCAAAUGUCAAUCGUUAAAUCCGAAAGCAGAGUACUGUAUACCCAUUAUUAAUGUUGCUGAUCAGUCCGAAGGUAGUACUGAUUUGUCUCCUGUUUCUUCGAAAGAAUUACCGCACUGGUGCUAUUUGGAUAAUGGUAAAACUUACGAUGGUAAUGCUUCGUUAACAAAAUCUGGGAAGCGUUGUAUGAACUGGACACAAAGCUCUUCAAGGGACUUUAACAUUAAUCGGUAUCCGUCUUUGCGAACUAGCAAAAAUCACUGUCGCAAUCCUGGUGGCAAAAAGAGCUCUCCAUGGUGUUUUACUCAUCCAAAUGGGCAAGAAGAAUACUGUGAUAUCAGUCAGUGUCCUGCUAGUAUGUAUCCUUACUUAAGAGAUCGAGAAGUGAUGGGAACCACUGAUGAUGAUGGUUCUAUAAUCGGUGAUAUAUCGGACAUUUGGUCAGGUUUGUCGUCGCCAUGGCAGCUGGCAGUACUUAGUGGUUUUGGAUUUUUCAUUUUUAGUCUGAUCUUUCUAUGCUGUUAUUGUUGUUGUCGGAGGAAACGUAGAGAAGCGGCAGGCUCUUCAUCAACUAUCAUGAAAAAUGGGCUACAAAACUGUAAUGGAUGCAGUGUUGCAAGCAGUGCUGUAAAUAGCACAUAUUACCGGAAACUGAAUGGUACAGCAAACACUGAUCCGAACAGCGCAGCUUUCGAGCUUUCUUCACUAAUACAAGCACCGACAAAUAGCAAUACUUUUAUGCAACAUCAUCAUUCUGGCAGUUAUGCUCAGUACAGUCCGAGGCCUUCGACUGAACCUUCCGUUGAGCCAUAUCAAAUUCCUGAAAUACAGUCUAACCAGUUGCAAAUUGGCGAUUUGAUUGGCGAAGGACAGUUUGGCGUGAUACAUAAUGGUAACUGGCAUGGUUCACUUCUUAAUGGUGAGCCGAUGCAGGUGGCAGUCAAAUCACUGAAACCUGGAAGCAAUACCAUGGAAAGGCAAAAUUUUGAAGAGGAAAUUCGUAUGAUAGCACCCUUUGAUCAUCCAAAUGUUGUGCGUUUACUGGGUGUUUGUUACUUUGAUACACAACAGCUGAGUGCUGUAUUUGAAUAUAUGGUACACGGUGAUCUUCAUGACUUUUUGCGCCUCCGAGCACCAAAAACCAAUGGAUAUGAGCAAGUAGUCGAUCAGGAGCGGAUUAUCGCUGAUAAUGAAGAUUUCUUGCGUAUCGCCCUUCAGAUUGCAUAUGGUAUGAAAUAUUUAUCGAGUAUGAGUUUUGUUCAUCGUGAUUUGGCAGCCAGAAAUUGUCUCGUGGCUGAUCAACGAGUUAUUAAAAUUGCUGAUUUUGGUUUGGUCCGGAAUUGCUAUGAGAAGGAUUACUACAAGGUGUUGCAUCGAACGUGGCUGCCAGUUCGUUGGAUGUCACAAGAGGCGAUCCAGUACGGUCGUUUCAGUGAAGCAACUGAUGUUUGGUCGUUUGGAGUAACUUUAUGGGAAAUUUACUCGUACGGAAGGCAGCCGUAUGAGAGUUACUCUCAUCAAGAUGUCAUCGAAUUGAUCUCUGUGCGAAGCUUACUGGAAUGUCCACAAAACUGCCCAACUAAUAUAUAUAGUUUGAUGGUAGAAUGUUGGCAUGAACAUCCGGAACGACGACCAACAUUCAGUGAACUUUAUUCACGUCUUCAGACUUGGUCACUUACAAGUCCAUCGCAGUCUGUACUUUCGCACCAACAAAAUCAUCCUGGCAGUUCGCAUUCCGACUCAAGUGCUGCUGCAAAUCGAGGUAGCAGGCAAUCAUCGUCAACUCCGUCGGUAAGCUUGUUACGUGGUGCCACUGGCAAUACCUCUCUCGGAACUGCUCCAAGUAUGAGUACUGCAGGUUUUUCGGUACCUUCACCAGCUCCGAUGCAAACAAUGAUGACGUUGAACGGCGUGCAUCCUUACCAAGUUGGAAGUACCCACUUAGUAUCUGGAGGAAAUCAUAAUCGUUCACCGAAAGCUCGUUUGCAAAAUGUUGUAACCAGAACAAGUAAUAAUGCAACGGCAACAGCAUCACUAAUACGACGCCCAGGAACAUCAAAUUUCAACUAUUCCGGGGAUGAUGCAGCAAGUGAAGAAUCUGAUUAAAACAAUCUGGUUUCUUUUAAAAUGCAUAUUCUUAUUAUUCGUACAAGGUUCAUGCAGUGAACUGCACUGUUACUGUUAUUAUUGUUGUUCCUCUUGCUUAUUAUUGUUGAUAUUACUUAUUCUCAAUGAUCUCAAUUUUCCGGAC
Molecule: messenger RNA, 3433 nt
Organism: Loa loa (African eye worm)
Lineage: Eukaryota; Metazoa; Nematoda; Chromadorea; Rhabditida; Onchocercidae
Product: TK/ROR protein kinase
Exons: 20
Coding region: 1-3288 (1095 amino acids)
Biological process (GO): multicellular organism development; cell surface receptor protein tyrosine kinase signaling pathway; protein phosphorylation
Cellular component (GO): signaling receptor complex; axon
Molecular function (GO): neurotrophin binding; ATP binding; transmembrane receptor protein tyrosine kinase activity
Source: RefSeq, a predicted model, not a curated record